AUGGCAACCAAAAACGAGACGACGCGCAUGCGCAUCGACCGAAUCAAGGCAGACUUACGGUCGACUACGACAUGCACAAACACCACGGUGACGGCGCUCCAGGACUUACUGUCCGGUAAAGAGGAGGAUGCACCGCAAAAGGAGAACGUCCGAGUAAAGGUGCAGGCUACGGCACGGCGGAGAGGCGCGACAGCAACAGCUACAGCAACGGCGGACAUCACCAAGCAGAAGAACUCGACGCUUGCGCCAAAGGAGAAAUACGUCCUAGCGACUGAAGUUGCCAAUACGACGCUCCAGACACUCGCCGAUGCGCUGAAGAACCCGCUGCCCGCAGUCGCUGCUCGCCCCCCUACCAAAUCGAAGCCAACGACCGCCGAAGAUGCGCGCAAGCCGGCUAGACCGCGACUCGGUCAUACGACGAGCUCUUCCGUAUCCCAGAAGCCCCUUCGAGAGCGAUCCGUCUCUCAGCUCAAUAACUCGCCCCAAAAACGUGCCCCGCGUCGGUCGUCGUCGUAUUCGUCCUUCCUCGCACCAGGCCCAGACCCUGGUCUUCUCGCAACAGCAGAGUGCGCAAGGACGGCAUUUGCAUACUUGGGUACAACAGAGGCACAGAGAGUGCUGGGCAAGGACUCACAAGAAUUGCAGUACGAGAAUGGCGUGCUCGUGCUUAUUAGCAAGCUUGUCGCACUGGGCCUAGACAACAUGGCAGUCAAAGAGCUCAGAGGACUGAAGAAGAAGCUGCAUAAAUAUCUGUGCCAGGAUCCGGCAAAAGAGGAGCCUAAGUCUGGCCUACCGCAGCCGGGGACUGCAGAGAAGGAGAGCAUUGCGUUGUUUCUCGACUUUGCGACGAUCGACCCGAAGAGCCCUGCUGUGCCAUUGGUAGCGAACUUCCAGAUAUACACAUUGCGCAUUAUUGCGAAGCUCAAGAGGCCCCGGACUAUCGAAGCCACAUGGGAAUAUCUGAAAAUGACCAACUCCUCGUCACCUAUAAAUCUGCUCUGGCACACUGCAAAGACAUCGAACAGCCAAGCGAAGGCGGCGAGACAGUUGGAGUCCCUAGCGCAGACAAUUCUCUCCCUAUGCCCGAGUAUAUCGAGCGCAGAAGACUCUAACAAUCUACAACCAUCUGCGGAGACCGUACUUCUUCUACAACACUUGGCCUUCAGCACCCGGAAAAAGUGGUGGGGCCUGGCCAAGCAUCAAGGCAACGUUGAUCGGGAACUCUUAGAACCGUUUACAAAGUGCUUGGUUGCUUUCGCUCGCAGAUCAAAACUCACAUCCAGCAAGAAGUUCAAACUCGCGGAAACUUUGUACAUCGACCUGGCAGGGCUCCCGACUGAUUCCACUACACCGGCCGCUGCGAACAAGACUCUUUCCUCUCUAGCUCAAGCUGCGGGCUUGUCUGAUCAGGCCCUCCGGUGGCUAGGGUCGUCAAAAGAGGCUUCGAGCCUUGAUGCAUCCGCAGCCAAGCAAACAACAAGAGCGAUACGGAUUGCUAUCAUUAAUCUUGAGGCGUUUGUGAAGGGCGAAAAGAAGUCGGACCUGGAGGAAACUAUUGCUACUGCACUUGAUGUUUUGCAAGGAGGCUUAGGUGGAUCUGUGUCCGAUCUGGAAACCUUAUUUGCGGAGGUGAAUUUUCUGCGACGCGCUGCCACGCGAUUAAUCAUUGCAAGUACGUCGAAAACCACGGAAAGUUCUGAAAGAACAUCGAUCGAACAUCAUGCGGUACCAAUUAUUGCAGCAAGCGUGCAUUUCUUUGCCAGAUUUCUCGGUACUGCAUCGUCGAUUGAAUCAGACACAAAAUCGCAAAACCGACACUCUGAAAGAAUUAGCCUGGCCUGGAAAUGUGCGAAGAGUACUGUUGACUCUCUGAUGGCAUGUUGCAAGCAGACGAUAAAGACGCAAGACCAAUGGCAAGAGCUUGAUACCAUUCUUCAGGAAUGCUCACAUAUCGUACGCCGAUUUGAUGAAGAGAUCGAACACGGUACGCUUCCGGCAGGAGAGAACACUUCUCUCGUUGGCGCGUACCUGAUCAAACUGUCAAAUGCAUACUGGUCCCUAUAUUCACAACUGCGAAGAGCGCGGUGCAAUUCCGAAGCCCUUGUUGUAGCCAUGCAGCGCUCGAUUGAUCUUUUGCAAUCCCGGUCGCCAUCCGAGCGAGAAAGUGGGCUUCUUUCAAUGAAAUUAGAGCACCUGGGCGAAGCAUUGCAGGAUCUGAACCACAUCGAUCGUUCUCGCAUCGCCUUCCAAGAGUGUAUGCGAAAUCACCUUACCGUCGAGGCGUUGCAGCAACUUUCGAAGGAGACAUCUACAGCAUCCCUGCACAAGGUUUUCAGCACUGAUGGAUCUUUCGACGCUCUCGUCCGGGUGUUGAAAACGCUCCAUCACUCAUUCAUUCGAUUUGGACCCCAAGAACCAGAUGAGCUAGCCUUCUACGAUCAGGAAGAUUUGGAACCUGGAACGAGAGGAGCCAUCUUGGAGUUACAGCUUGGUCUCUACCUGCGAACGUUGUCCAAGAAUCGACAGUGGGACUCCAACCUCAACAAGUCGAUAUGUAUCCUUGUCGAACGACUGCAACAGCUUUACAUACCAGGAACCUUUCCGAUCCGACAUCUGAGGCUCUCUGUCACACUUCUUCAACUUUCCCAACAGGACCCGCAGAUCUUGCCCCAGCACCUGACUACACUUGAUGCCACAGACGACGACAGCGUGCGGACAGCAAGUAGUGAAGACGUAGGACUCAAGCACUAUGAAGCCCAUCUAAAAGCGCAUCGUGAUCUCAAGACCUUGAUGCAGCAGGCUUCUCCUCCCACAGAAACCUUCAAGCAGUGCUUUGCGGCGUGGGAGUCUCUCGUCAGCUCUACGUUCUCAUGGGAAGCACUCACAGAUCGGGUCGACAAUACGGAGACCUGGUUGCAAGACCUCCAAGCAUGUCUUGAAUUCCUCAACGCGAAAGGAGAGGAGUACGCUGCUCUACCACUCCUGCAUUUUUUGGUCAAGGUUUUAGAGCUACGGAACGACUCUGAUGCAUCCGAGCUAAUCACCACGCUGUGUGCCCUCGGUCUGCAGUUUCUCCACCUUGGUUACACCGGCAAGGCGGGUUUAUCCUUGGCCAAGGCUGAGGCGUUGAUCGAACGCCAUGGUCCCUCUGUAGAGGUCAGAUUGCAAUGGCAUAUGGCGUAUGCCGAGUACCUUGUGGGUAUCGGAAAUACCACCAAAUGUCUGACUACUAUGACGAACGCACAAUCUCUUGCGCUCAGCGAUCGACAAUUCAUGGAUCUCGCAAAGUCAACGACAACCCUCUCCGGUAGAUUACGGUUCAACAAGAUCGUGGCGGCUGCGUCCUAUGUUCAGUCGCUUCUCGCCUCAGCUACUGGCUCAUACAAGGCAGCGGCUCAGCAUGCAAGGCAGUGCGUCACAGUCAAUCGUCGCAUUUGGGCAGCCCUCGAAUCACGGGCCAAUGCGAAGAAAAUGACAACCGUGGACAGCAAGGAACCUAUUGCGCCUCUUGUCAUGUCUGUAACGCAUGAUGCUCUCAACGGGCCUGACUUCUGGUCCUUGGUUCCCGCGUUAUACCGAGCCCUGAUGCAACAGUCCCAGAUCUUCGCCCAUCAAGGUCUGUUACACGAAGCUAUCCAUGUCGCUGAACAGGCUGAAAAGGUCGCUUUGGCUACAGGAUCCGCAACUCUCAUCACGGACAACGCUAGUUGGCGCGCUGACUGUUGGGCCCAGAGCGGUAGACCCGACAAGGCUGAGACAAUUCUCAAUGCUCUGAGCCCCGAUACAUCCCGCAAAUGCUUGUCUACUGCAGGUUACCAUUCAGCUGUAGCCAGGAUGCAUCACUGGAACGGUCAAUACGAGCAAGAAAUCCAGUCUUAUGACCUCAUGGAGAAGCUUCUCCAGGAGCUGAGCUCACCCUCGUACAUCAAGACGUUGGAGACUUCGUCACCCUCGGUCGAUGCGCUUGCUGAUCAGGUCUCUUCUAUGACUCUAGAGACUACAGAGAGUGUCACGGCGAAGCCAGCCACCAGAGGCCGUAAACCCGCUGCCAAAGCUGCACCAAAAUCGGCUGCGAGAACAACCGCCGGUGCUCGGACCAAGGCCACAGGGGCAACUGCAAAGGCCGUCACAACGACUAAGCGUCAGAUAGGGAAGGCCGUAGUAGCCGAAGCUUUCAGUAUCGCCGAACAGUGUUCUGCGUUGUGCGCUUUUCAGGCGAGCAUGAGAGACCGAGCUGUCCUUGCUAGCCUUCUUCACGAUGAUCUCGAUAAAGCCCUCAGCAUUCUUGAUGAGGCAGAGCAGCUUCAGGCCGGGCUGAGCCAAGAGGUGUCGCACAUGUGGGCUAUCUUCAAAGCAAAGCUUGCACAAAGUGCGAAGCAGAUUGCUGAAGACUUCACAGUGAACACUCUGCCAGAAUCGACCAUCGCUUUUCCUGCGUUUGGUCUCAAGGAACGAAGACUCUCGGACGCAGCCACCACCAAGAAGGCAACUGUGGGAUCUUUAGCAACUACUAAGACUGGUCGAGCGAAGAAGCAAGCCAAGGUGGACUUUAUGGAUACGCUUCGCGAAGCACGUGCACGACUCGUUGAAGCACACAGCCUGUGUGCUACCAAUGGAUCUAAUCACCUGUUCCGCCAAACCUCCAUGGCGCUAGGCCAUGUCACCGUUUUGAUGUCCGCCGUUUCUGGGACCGAGCUACCGGGCUCCCUCCACCCAUUAUACGCAGCCUACAUGAGUGAGCUCCCUAAAGUCAACGCCUUGCGCCUCGUGCAAGAAUCAACAGAGGCAGAGAAGCAACAACUGUCGCGCGAUGACUGCCUGCGAUGGCCAGCCGCUGAUUCAUCGCAUUUCGCCUUCAGCUCAGUGUCCAGCUUUCAGAAGGAGUAUGUUGAUAUCAUUCCGGAAACUUGGUCUGCUGUAUCUCUGGCACUUAGUGAGGCCCGCGAUGAGCUAUUCAUCACCCGGUUUGAGCGUGGCUUGUCUCCUUUCGUAUUGCGCCUACCGUUGGCUCGCCACGCUUCGCGCGAGAUGGACGAGGAAGAGUUCUCGUUUGAGGACGGCAAGAGGGAUUUCGAUGAGAUCAUUGAGCUCAGUGAUUUCAGUACGCGAUCUGCCAAGGACAUGGCCUCGAGGGAAGCAAGACACCAGUGGUGGGCCGAACGCGAAGCUCUGGACACCCGACUUCGUGAGCUUCUUAUCAACAUGGAAAAUAUCUGGCUGGGUGGCUUCAAGGGCAUCUUCUCUCAGCAUGAGCGUCAGCCAGCUCUCCUAGCUAAAUUCCGAAAGGCUUUGGAAGACAUACUCAACGAGCACCUGCCUUCCCGUAAGAAGAAGAGCACUCAAAAGCGGCCAGUCUUGGAUACACGGGUACUGGAGUUGUUCAUUGGGCUGGGCGACGCUAACAAUGAGGAUCUUGACUUGGACGAAGCGCUCAUGGAUCUCAUAUACUUCGUUGUGGACAUCCUCCAGUUCAACGGCGAGCGCAAUGCCUAUGACGAGCUCGAUUUCGAUGCCAUGGUCGUGGAGACGUAUGAAGCACUACGCGCCUAUCACAGCGCGUCCCACAAGCUUGACGCUGGUUCUCGUCACACGAUACUCAUCUUAGACAACAACUUGCAUGCGUUCCCCUGGGAGUCGUUGCCUUGCCUGGAGCCGCUUUCAAUCUCGCGACUACCUUCCCUUGCUGCCCUUCGCGAAAGAAUACUUUCCGCACGGUCCUCCACAACUCAGCAGGACGCUGCUCCGGGACAUUACAUAGCCACAAGUACGGGAGGUACAAGCAUGCUGAAUCCAUCCGGAGACUUGUCCCAUACUUCGAAAACCAUCAAACCGCAUCUAGACGAGCUUGCAGGCCCCUGGAACCAUAUCGCCAACCGCGCACCGUCCGAGAAGGAAUUCGAAGAUGCACUGCGUGAGAAGGAUUUGGUAUUGUAUUUCGGUCACGGCAGCGGUGCACAGUACGUCAAGUCAAAAUCAGUGCGACGUCUCUAUCCCGGCGAGCAAGAUGAAGGGGACAGAAAACCUGGCUGUGCGACCACUCUUCUCUUCGGUUGUUCGUCUGUACAUCUCACUGAAAACGGCAUUUUCGAGCCUUCGGGUAUGCUUGCGGCAUAUCUUACUGCGGGCGCACCAGCAGUACUUGGCAUGCUGUGGGAUGUCACUGACAAGGAUUGCGAUCGUUUUGCCGUCAAAGCGGGCGAACUAUGGGGACUAUGGCCUGAGGCACAGGAAGAUACGCCACCAUCCAAAACGCCCGCGAAAACGCCCGCGAAGAAGGCGAAGGGCAAGGGUCGAGUUGCGCAAUUGGCCGAGGAAGUAGAGAUUGCAAGAAGCGUAGACAGUGCAAAGAAGGGAAAGAAGUCUGCCAAAUUGGUGGAUGAUCGUUCGAACACGGGUCGGGUGCCGCAGAAAGGCGUUGGCUUAGACGAGGCAGUGCGAGAUGCGAGAAAGGCCUGCUACCUGAAGUACCUGAACGGGGCUGCUGCAGUUGUAUACGGGAUUCCAGUGUAUCUAGACUAG
Molecule: messenger RNA, 6519 nt
Organism: Alternaria conjuncta
Lineage: Eukaryota; Fungi; Ascomycota; Dothideomycetes; Pleosporales; Pleosporaceae
Exons: 3
Coding region: 1-6519 (2172 amino acids)
Biological process (GO): proteolysis; meiotic chromosome separation
Cellular component (GO): mitotic spindle pole body; mitotic spindle; centrosome
Molecular function (GO): cysteine-type endopeptidase activity; protein binding
Source: RefSeq, a predicted model, not a curated record